UGCUGAUGUUAAUGUUAACCUCAGUUUUUCGAAAUAAGAUUUAUUUUUUGAUGAGAGGCAAUUUUGAAAUUAUAUAAUAUGAAAAAAUAAAAUGGUUUCACUAAAAAAACUAUUUUUGAAAUAUGGGAAUCAUGUUAUUCAAAACACUCGAACAAAACAUUGUUGGAUAAUUCCGAAAGGUUUGGACAUUGGUGCAAAAGUUUAUAAUUGUGUAACAAAAAGAAAAGAACCCGUGAUUAUAAGAAAUAAACAACUAGUUACAUGGUAUACAUGCGGGCCUACCGUUUACGAUUCAUCUCAUAUGGGACAUGCAAGUUGUUAUGUUAAAAUAGAUAUUAUACAAAACAUAUUGAAAAACUAUUUCAAUUGUAAUCUUGUAACCGUAAUGAAUAUAACGGAUAUCGAUGACAAAAUCAUCAAGAAAGCAAACGAUUCCAAAUGCGCAUACAAGGAAAUAGCAGAAAAAUAUGAAAAAGAAUUUUGGGAUGAUCUAAAAGAUCUUGGAAUCAACAAACCCAACAUUGUUCUUAGAGUAACUAACCACAUCAGUUUGAUUAUCGAUUUCGUAAAAAAACUGGAAGAAAAUGGCCAAGCUUAUAAAGGAAGUGAUAAUUCCGUAUACUUCAGUGUAGAAAAGUUCCAACAUUAUGGGAAAUUGCACAACAUUUCCUUGUCAAGUACAGACCAAGAGAGUAAUGUGAAAAAAUCUAACUUAGAUUUUGCUUUGUGGAAAAAUAGUAAGGAAGGUGAACCAUUUUGGAAUAGCCCUUGGGGUAAAGGAAGGCCAGGCUGGCAUAUAGAGUGUUCAGCCCUCGCAUCCCAUUUUCUAGGUAAAAGUAUUGAUUUUCAUGCUGGAGGAAUUGAUUUGAGAUUUCCUCAUCAUGAAAAUGAGGAGGCACAAUCUUGCGCACUUCAUAAAACUUGUCAGUGGGUAAACUACUGGUUGCACACUGGUCACCUCAAUGUUUGCCCUUCCGAGAAAAUGUCCAAAUCUCUAGGGAAUACAAUAUUGAUUCGGGAUAUGCUGAAAAAAACUUCUGCUGACAUAUUUAGAAUGGCUUGCAUCAUGUCACCCUAUCAAAACCAUAUGGAGUAUAGUUCUGAAUUACUAAUUACAGCUGAAAAUAUUUACAACACAUACAAAAACUUCUUCGUCUCAUGUGAUGCAUAUGAGAAAGGUUAUUUGAAAGGCACAGUGAACAGUGAUAUAUUAAAUGAACUAUUAUGUCAAUCUGUGGCUAAAGUACAUAUUGCAUUGUGCGAUAAUUUUGAUACUCCUUCUGUCAUCAAAAUAUUGAAUGAAUUAGUUUCAGUUACAAAUGCCAUGAUGCACACCACAGCAUCAUCGGAUAUUUCUUAUAGUUUAACGUCGGUGUGUGCCGUAAAAAAUUACUUAUUGAAUAUCUUAAAUUUAUUUGGAUUAAACUUUGAUAUGAAAAGUACUAUGUCAGAACAUUUCACGGAAGUGCUAGACAUUCUGAACAAUUUCAGACAAGAUGUUCGAACUAUUGGUUUAAGUGAAAAAAAUAGCAAUAUUUUGAAGCUUUGUGAUAAUGUAAGAGACGGUAUCAAGAAACAUGGUGUUAUAAUUAAAGACCAUGGAAAGAUAUCAUCCUGGAGUGUUUAGAAACAUAUUGAGAACAAACGGUUACAAAGAUGCUAAUUUGUAAAGAAAACAAAUUAAUGUGAUCCGAAAUGAAAAUUAUGGAUGGAUUGACCCGUUACUUGAUAAAAAUUAAUAACAUUCUUCAUGAUAAUAAUUCAACAAUUUUCACAAUCAUUUUUCAUUUCUAUAUGUGAUUUGCUAAUACUGUAGUUUCCUCAGUAGAAUUGAAUAUUACACACUGGGCUACAAUUCCUAUGUACAACAGUAGUAGGUACCUAACUUAAUUGGUUAAUAGUAAAUGAGAUAACAGAUAGAAUUUGUACAACAAUUACAAUCUCAGUUCUUGGACAGCAGGUUUAUUUUUUAAUUAUGAAUAAAAUGAUUGGCAUUAUGAAAAAAGGUUCAACAAUGUUGAAUGGUCAACACCAUGUUGGUUGUUCAACAGGGAACUCAAACUCUCACCCAUAUUAAUUUCCAGAGCAACAGGUUCAACUUCUGUUCCUUACCCUCUACUUGGAGUAUGUCGUGCCUAGUAUUGAAAUCGUGAUCAUUCUCCAAAAGGUGGCACCCAUAGGUGGAAUUAAUAUUUUUCUCAGUUCAAAACUUCUUUUAUGUUCGGAGAUUCUCAUUUCAAAAUUUCUUGAAAGUCUUUCCUACUUACACUUUUGGGCAUGAUUUGCAUGUUAGUUUGUAGACACCUGAUCUUUUAUCUUUGUCUAUACUUGACUUCUUGUCUAUCCAAGAAGUUGAUAUUUUGGUCAAUUAGUUUUCAUUUUAUCUGGUGUUUUACGGUAUAUGUGAGUGUCUUAAAGGUAUUAUAUUUUAUGUGAGGGUAUACUUGGUUAACAGCUUGUUUGAAAAAAAAUGUAUCAUGGAUAUGAUUAAUUACAUUAAGGUUGCAGUUGUUAUUCAUUGCAAUUUGUUUUUGUCAGAUUCAAUUCCUCAAUAAAAUUCUUUGUGGA
Leptinotarsa decemlineata (Colorado potato beetle) is the source of this 2568-nucleotide messenger RNA. RefSeq names its product cysteine--tRNA ligase-like protein, mitochondrial (gene CysRS-m). Gene Ontology annotation, cellular component: cytoplasm. Gene Ontology annotation, biological process: cysteinyl-tRNA aminoacylation. NCBI's taxonomy places the organism in Eukaryota, Metazoa, Arthropoda, Insecta, Coleoptera, Chrysomelidae. The record is from RefSeq and is a predicted model, not a curated record. Gene Ontology annotation, molecular function: ATP binding; cysteine-tRNA ligase activity.